ACGACGUCACAGGAAGCUGUAACAAAUCAGCGUGGCCAGCAAUGUAGCAGACUGGUGUGUACCUGUAGUUAUUUCGGAAUAUUCGGUUGUUUUCACAUCUCCAAAAUGGACUAUAUGGGCACGAAAGACUAAAACCAUGUUUGUGCAGCAGGUCUGCGAUUUUAAAUGAAGUUUAGGUGUGCGUGUGAAGUUCAGGGAUUCACAAUUAGCAUAGGCUAAUUUAGCUGGUUUGUGAUGACAAUGCUUGUCAUUUAAAUGCUGCUGUGUAUAUGUGUAUUUAUUUAGGUGUAGAAUAGUGGCAUUUCUUUGUAGUAAUUAAUGUACAAUGUACUGUGGAAUGCAAGCGGCAUCAAUGCAAAACUUCGGUUCCGUUGACAGUUCAGUAGUACAGUUCAGAGGUCAAUAUUGUUAUUGUUUGAUCGUACCCAUCUUAUAAUUCUUUGGAGUGCUUGAAGAGGUUCAUCUAGCUAGCACUAGGGCUUUUAGGUGAGCAAACGGUUGCUGUUCAAGAUGUCAGGUCUUAUGGUGAAUUUUCAUGAUGCUGGCAGCAGUCAGAGUGGUGAGGGUUUUACAAAGCCGAUGGGUAACAAUAAACAUAAACGCUUCAACAAGAGCAGGCGUUUUCUAGAAAGAAAAGGUUAUCUAAACGAUAAGCAAAACAAGCCUCAUCAAAGACACGGGCAUUGUCAAAAUGGGAAACUAGGAAACCAACAGCACUCAACAGCAAAGCCUUUCCAUAGAGUUGGUAAAGUGGACCUCAGCAAAACAGAACACCCAAAGUUUGCGCCCAAACCCAAAGAUGGCGCAAGUUCCUCCGCAACUGCAGCCACUAUCCAGACGAAGCUCACCUUCGGUUCCAGUCAAACAAAGCAACUGACAACACCGGCAGCCAGACCUAGCUCAUCCCUGACGACAACUUCAGCGGAUACCCAGCCGAAACCCUGCCUCAGUACAAGUCAAGCCCAGAAACAACCAGCAGCCACUGCAGGCAACCCAGCCGCUCUCUCGGGUCUUGGAAGAACUGUCUCCUAUACCUCGGAGGGUAUUGUCAUCACCCAGUCUGCUUCCUUUGGUGGUAUGCCCCACAGUGGCAAUCCACAAAAGUAUUUGGCCAUUGACUGUGAGAUGGUUGGCACCGGUCCAAAAGGCAAGAACAGCGAGUUGGCCCGCUGUAGUAUCGUGUCUUACGAUGGUGACAUUAUCUAUGACAAGUUUAUCAAGCCUAUGAAUCCUGUGACAGAUCUGAGGACCCGAUGGAGUGGCAUCCAGUGGCACAACCUGCGGGAUGCCACACCAUUCAUUGAAGCAAAAAAAGAGAUUUUAAAGAUUCUCUCAGGCAAGGUGGUGGUUGGUCAUGCUAUCCACAAUGACCUCAAGGCCCUGAAGUAUAGUCACCCGACAGGACUGACACGAGACACCUCACGCAUCCCUCUCCUGAACAAGAAAGCCGGCAUACCAGAGACGGACGUGGCCUCCCUCAAGAGACUUACCAAGGCACUCUUCAACCGUGACAUUCAGGUUGGGAAAAAGGGCCAUUCCUCUGUGGAAGACGCAAAAGCCACUAUGGAGCUUUACAAAAUGGUGGCUGUGGAGUGGGAGAGAACACUGGCUUCCAAGCCCUUUUCCAAGUGAUGGACUGUGAACAUGAUAGCAUAUGUAUUAAUAUUUAAUUCAGAGACAUUUUUCAUUUUCUCUGAGUUCAGCAUUUUUUCACGGGAUGUGCUGAUUUGUUCUGGGAGUUCUGAUGCUGUUCUGACAAAAUCUUAAUGUGACAAAAUGAUGCCACAGGGGGGCGCUAUUGAUUAAAUUGCAGGUUUUAAAGAGAUGUCGGUUCAAAAUGAACAUAUACACAAUGACAAUAAUCUUUUGUCUUUUGGUGCUCAAUAUGCCGUAUUUUCAUUCAAAAAUAAACAUAUUUUAUACUUGCAA
Messenger RNA from Engraulis encrasicolus (European anchovy), 1929 nucleotides. RefSeq names its product interferon stimulated exonuclease gene 20-like 2 (gene isg20l2). The record is from RefSeq and is a predicted model, not a curated record. The coding region runs from base 511 to 1632 and encodes 373 amino acids. Gene Ontology annotation, molecular function: nucleic acid binding; 3'-5'-RNA exonuclease activity. Gene Ontology annotation, cellular component: nucleus. NCBI's taxonomy places the organism in Eukaryota, Metazoa, Chordata, Actinopteri, Clupeiformes, Engraulidae. The transcript has 3 exons.